AAAUAAUCUUAAAAGAAACAGAGGAUGGGGAAGGAAAUGUUGAGAAUGCCAUAGAUAGAAAGUAAGGGGGUGUGGUGAGAAGCUACCUCUUUAAAAAAGGAAUGUGAGCUCAAACAGUUUGGUGACCUCUAGAAAACCCUAAGGUUAAGCUUUUUUUUCCAUGAAAAUUUUUUUCUAGCCUAGGGUAGGGAAGGGUGUAAGGUAUCCUAGUUAAUUUUAGGAUUUCUGUUUUAUGACACAGGAGUUAUACAAUACCAGUUUGAUAACUUUUUCUCACUUCCCAUUGUGUACUUGACCUCCCUUUCUUUUUCUCUGUUCUCCUGUAGGGAGGAGAAAGGCAUUUGGCCUCUCCCCUUCCUCCAGUCUGACACCUCCUUCUUUUUGCCCCUCCCUCUUAUCUUUGUUUCCUUAUCGGCCUCUCCCUAAAGCUCUGCUUUCUCCUUAUAAGGCUAGGUGAGGCUUCUUUGGCAGGGUUGCAUCAGGGAUCCAGCUCUCUCCUUCCUGCUUCCUCCUUGCUGUGGUGGCUGGGAUGCUUCUCCCAUGAUUUUUUGAAUCUAGACUGGGCUGUACUCUGUGUUAAAACCAAUCAGUUACGACCUUGUCUUAACAGUAGUGUGAAGUGAGGGGGGCCUUCUCCCUCUUUGCUCCUCCCUCUGUGAUCCACACCUUCCUUUUUACCCUGCCCUGCGGCGGCUCCGCCCCUUACCUUCAUGGACGACUCAGAGGUGGAGUCGACCGCCAGCAUCUUGGCCUCUGUGAAGGAACAAGAGGCCCAGUUUGAGAAGCUGACCCGGGCGCUGGAGGAGGAACGGCGCCACGUCUCGGCGCAACUGGAACGCGUCCGGGUCUCACCACAAGAUGCCAACCCACUCAUGGCCAACGGCACCCUCACCCGCCGGCAUCAGAACGGCCGGUUUGUGGGCGAUGCUGACCUUGAGCGACAGAAAUUUUCAGAUCUGAAACUCAACGGACCCCAGGAUCACAGUCACCUUGUGUAUAGCACCAUUCCCAGAAUGCAGGAGCCAGGGCAGAUUGUGGGGACCUACACGGAGGAGGACCCUGAGGGAGCCAUGUCUGUUGUCUCCGUGGAGACCUCUGAUGAUGGAACUACUCGGCGCACAGAGACCACAGUCAAGAAAGUUGUGAAGACUGUGACAACACGGACAGUACAGCCAGUCCCUGUGGGACCAGAUGGGCUGCCUGUGGAUGCCUCAUCAGUUUCUAACAACUAUAUCCAGACUCUGGGGCGUGACUUCCGCAAGAAUGGCAAUGGGGGACCUGGUCCCUACGUUGGGCAAGCAGGCACUGCUACCCUUCCCAGGAACUUCCACUACCCUCCUGAUGGAUAUAGCCGCCACUAUGAAGAUGGUUAUCCAAGUAGCAGUGACAACUAUGGCAGUCUGUCCCGGGUGACCCGCAUUGAGGAGCGGUACAGGCCCAGCAUGGAAGGUUAUCGGGCACCUAGUAGACAGGAUGUGUAUGGGCCCCAGCCCCAAGUUCGGGUAGGUGGGAGCAGUGUGGAUCUGCAUCGUUUUCACCCAGAGCCUUAUGGGCUAGAAGAUGACCAGCGUAGCAUGGGCUAUGAUGAUCUGGAUUACGGCAUGAUGUCCGAUUAUGGCACUGCCCGUCGGACUGGGACACCCUCUGACCCUCGCCGACGACUCAGGAGCUAUGAAGACAUGAUUGGUGAGGAGGUGCCAUCGGACCAGUACUAUUGGGCUCCUCUGGCCCAGCAUGAACGGGGAAGUUUAGCAAGCUUGGAUAGCCUGCGUAAGGGGGGACCCCCGCCUCACAACUGGAGACAGCCAGAGCUGCCGGAGGUGAUCGCCAUGUUAGGAUUCCGCUUGGAUGCUGUCAAGUCUAAUGCAGCUGCAUACCUGCAGCACUUGUGCUAUCGCAAUGACAAGGUGAAGACCGACGUCCGGAAGCUCAAGGGGAUCCCAGUACUGGUUGGAUUGUUAGACCACCCCAAAAAGGAAGUGCACCUUGGAGCCUGUGGAGCGCUCAAGAAUAUCUCUUUUGGGCGUGACCAGGAUAACAAGAUCGCCAUAAAAAACUGUGAUGGUGUUCCUGCCCUUGUGCGAUUGCUCCGAAAGGCUCGGGAUAUGGAUCUCACUGAAGUUAUCACCGGAACCCUGUGGAAUCUCUCAUCCCAUGACUCAAUCAAAAUGGAGAUUGUGGACCAUGCACUGCAUGCAUUGACAGAUGAAGUGAUCAUCCCACAUUCUGGUUGGGAGCGAGAACCUAAUGAAGAUUGUAAGCCACGCCAUAUUGAGUGGGAGUCGGUACUCACCAACACAGCUGGCUGUCUUAGGAACGUCAGCUCAGAGAGGAGUGAAGCUCGCCGGAAACUUCGUGAAUGUGAUGGUUUAGUGGAUGCCCUCAUUUUCAUUGUUCAGGCUGAAAUUGGGCAGAAGGACUCAGAUAGUAAGCUUGUGGAGAACUGCGUUUGCCUUCUUCGGAAUUUGUCAUAUCAAGUUCACCGGGAGAUCCCACAGGCAGAGCGUUACCAAGAGGCACCUCCCAAUGUUGCCAAUAAUACCGGGCCACAUGCUGCCAGUUGCUUUGGGGCCAAGAAGGGCAAAGGGAAAAAACCCACAGAGGAUCCAGCAAAUGAUACAGUGGAUUUCCCUAAAAGAACUAGUCCAGCUCGAGGCUAUGAGCUUUUGUUUCAACCAGAGGUGGUUCGGAUCUAUAUCUCACUCCUCAAGGAGAGCAAGACUCCUGCCAUCCUUGAAGCCUCAGCCGGAGCUAUCCAGAACUUGUGUGCUGGGCGCUGGACGUAUGGUCGAUACAUUCGCUCUGCUCUGCGUCAAGAGAAGGCUCUUUCUGCCAUCGCCGACCUCCUGACCAAUGAACAUGAGCGUGUAGUGAAAGCUGCGUCUGGAGCACUGAGAAAUCUGGCUGUGGAUGCCCGCAACAAAGAGCUCAUUGGUAAACAUGCUAUUCCCAACUUGGUAAAGAAUCUGCCAGGAGGGCAGCAGAGCUCUUCCCAGAAUUUCUCUGAGGACACCGUGGUCUCUCUCUUGAACACCAUCAAUGAGGUUAUUGCUGAGAACUUGGAAGCUGCCAAAAAGCUUCGAGAGACACAGGGCAUUGAGAAGCUGGUACUGAUCAACAAAUCAGGGAACCGUUCAGAAAAAGAAGUCCGAGCAGCAGCACUUGUAUUACAGACAAUCUGGGGCUAUAAGGAACUACGGAAGCCACUGGAAAAAGAAGGAUGGAAGAAAUCAGACUUCCAGGUGAAUCUAAACAACGCUUCUCGAAGCCAGAGCAGUCAUUCAUACGACGACAGCACUCUCCCUCUCAUUGACCGGAACCAGAAAACAGAUAAGAAACCUGAUCGGGAAGAAAUUCAGAUGAGCAGUAUGGGAUCAAACACAAAGUCAUUAGAUAACAACUAUUCCACACUGAACGAGAGAGGGGACCACAACAGAACACUGGAUCGAUCCGGGGAUCUAGGUGAAAUGGAGCCGUUGAAGGGAACACCCCUGAUGCAGGACGAGGGGCAGGAAUCUCUGGAGGAAGAGUUGGAUGUGUUGGUUUUGGAUGAUGAGGGGGACCAAGUGUCUUACCCCUCCAUGCAGAAGAUUUAGCACCACUAUCUCCGCUACAUCUGAGCUUAUAAUAUAUGUACUUUUAUUUUUUGGUGGCGAAAUGGACUGAUGAUUUUUCCCUUUCUUCGCUGGACUAUUGUGCCAACUGCCAGGCUGCCUCCUGCCCUUCUAGCCCUAAGUGGCCGCCUUCUUUCCACCAACUCCUAACUUGUUCCAGUGAAGCUUAAUUAUCCCUCCUACCCCCUGCAGAUCCCCUCCAUUUGCUCCCAAGAAGCCUGACUCAGUUAUAUGCAUAUCUUGAGAAACUGCUGCAGAUUAGCUUUUUUUUUUUACCAGGUCUCUCUGGGACUCUUGGCCUUGUAUGGAGGGAGGGAGCAAGUGGGAGUCCUCACUGGAAGCCAUGGGAAGAAUUGGAAGUUACAUGCAGUAUAUGCAGUGUCCAGCACUCUGAUAAACUGAUAAUUCUUAAUCAAGAUUUUUUUCCCUGGUGGGGAAGGGACUUUUAUUUUUUUGGAGAAUGGGGAGUGUGAGCUCUUCCCUUACCCCAGUGACUAUUUUUGAUUCAAAGAAGGCUGGCAACAUUGGCACAUUCCACCUGGCAAGGGCCCUUGAGUAAGUGAAGGUCUUCUAGAACUGAGAUUAAGAAACCUCGCUCUCCUCAUCUCCAGGGCAGGGAGCGUCAUGGACCUACAGACUCCAUGUCUUCUCCAGCCUCAUGACAACCUGGGCUGCUGCCGUCGCCCCUUACUGAGGCUGUCCUUCAUCUUCCUCUUCCAUCCUGUGAUAAUGUCUGCUGACUUGGCCUGGCCAUUUGCAAGAGACUAGAAAGAGGAGAAUGUAUCAAGGAAGACUUUUUGGGUGAGAAGGAGCAGAAAGAUGUCUUCUGGGGAGGAGAAGAACCUCUAAGAGGAGUUAGUAGGAAUGUACAUGAAUCAGUUAGUCUGAAACUGGCAGGAAGCUUUGAAGCUGGCUUCCCCCCUGCCCUUAUGUCUCCUUUUCCUACCCUUACUGCCCUUCCCUCCCUGCCUCUUCCCUGGGUUGGUUGGCUGACAAAAGGACUUGAUGUACAUAUUCCCACCCCCUUUACCCUUAAAAGGUGGAGAUCGCCCCUGGAUUUGCCUCUUCUUUGUGCCUUUGGCCUGGGGUGCAUCUCCUCCUUCCCUUCCAUGUGCCUUUCUUUGCCUCUGCGGUCUCAUUUUCAUGAUUUUGCAAAUUAUAUUUUGUUGCUUUCUUACCCACUAUUGGCCCUAAAUAGCAGAAAGGAGAGGUGACCUAGAGAACCUCAGAUUCUCUGUUGGGAAUUGGUAGAGCCUCUGAUUUCAGCCAUUCAGCUUUUGCUCAAUAGUAUAUGGUUGGGAUUUUGCAAAAAUCCUGUUCUGAUGAAUCUCAAAAUACGGGAGGAGUGAGUGGUGUGACUCUUACUCCUUAGUUGCUCAGAAUUUACUGUCAUCUCUGAAGUGGCUGGAGGGAGAUCGCCUCUUGUGCCCUCCCUCCCUGCCUCCCCUGCCCCCCACCCCAGUACCACCUCCUUUCAGUUUAGUGUUUAUUAGUGGGUUGGGCUAGAGGAAUCAGCUGCUAUGCUGGUUGUUUUUUAAUUUUUUUUGUUUUGUUUUGUUUUGUUUCGUUUUUAACCCUUCUCCUUUUUUGCCUUUUACUCCUCCCCUUAAUCUAAAAGCUCUGUUCAAUGCAACUGGAAAUCUUUAUCCUUCUCUCUCUCCCCCUCCCCUUAUAAAUUGAGGCUAUGGGGUAAGAGAAAAGUGCACAACCCACCACCACCCCCCUUCCCUUCCCCUAUACAUUAAAAUCCCUUAUUUACCCCCCCCCCCCCAUUUCUUCCCACUCCUUUUCUGGCAAAAAGGAGCCUUUUCCCCUCUCUGACCCUAAGAACAUACUGCACAGGGGAAAUCGCCCCCAUUUGGACCUGGCUCCACUCUUGGUUUCUCUUCUCCUCUUUUGCUCUUUUCCUGGUGCUCUUUUUCUCGGUGGGGUGUGGGUAAUAGAACAGCCAUGGGCUUUUGGGGACCUUUAACUAUUUUUUUUUCUUUUUUGUUUAUAAAAACACUAAACAUUCAAUUCCAGAGAACCAAAAAUCCCACCUCCCACCGAACACUACUAAGGGGCAAGUCUUCUGCUCCAUACCUUUCCUGUUUUUCUUUCUCUCUUGUUAAUGCUUUUAAAAACAAAUGAGUUUUUUAUAUAAAUAAAGUUUUUAAAGUGUGUAUGUGGGGGGUCUGUGUCAUUUCUUCACUUCCAGCUGUAUCUCUUCCCUCCUUUUCAUCUUGGUUACUUCCUUAUAUGUAUCUGGGUCCUUCUUCUCUCCAGAGCAGCCAGAAGGGGGUUAUACCGGGAUGGAACUACUGUGAGCUCAGUCCCAACUCUUACCAAGCAACAUUCUUUUUAAUUACAUGUGAGACAUGUUUCCUCUUAAGAUUCUUAAAAAUUAAAUGUGGUUAAGUAGAGCACAGGAAACUUAUUGCUAACUUAGAUGGGAAACUGAAGUAUAAGGAACUAAGGACUUUCUUAGUCACCGGAAUUCUUUUGGAAAUUCGAUAAAAUGAAUGUUGAACAAAGCCCAUUGCAAUACACGGUCCUUUUGAGCAUUUAACGUUUAUGACUAGAAGGUUAGACGCUACCAACUCCAACUGCCCUCCUAAUAAGAAAACGUGUAAUUAAAAGGCUCGUGUAUAUAAGUGAAUACUGGGCCACAAUGUUGCUUUUCAGGCUAUCUGUAAUCCUUCAGUAAGAAGACAAGGGACAGACCUAUAGCUGCUCUUGUGUCCUACCAAAUAAUAUGUGGAUGGAUAGCAAACACUUGCUGGGUUGCUAGGGAUUGUCUUGACCGCAGAGGCCACGGAUUAAGACCUAUGGAAAGAGACUUAUUUUUCUGGGGCCCCUAUCCCAUUAUAUAAUUAAAAAACUCAAGAAUUUAUGUCAAAUGCUUGCUGUAUGCCCAAUCUUUAGAUUAAAAAUCUAUAGCUUCUGAUGAUGGUCAUGUCUCAAUUUUUGUUGAACUAGGUCUUGGGUAUAAAAACUUUAUUGGGCUAGUGAGACCAGGAAAUCUAGGCCUUGAAGCUGGUCCCUUUUACAGCUUGUGUCUAACAGUUGUAGUUUUAGACUAGAGGGGUGAAUCACAGAGCCAAAAAGCUAUCAGAGUUUGCUUUCCAAAGGGGUUUGGUAGCUUCACUUGAAAUGGUUUUCUAUCUCUGUGGAAAAAAAAAGGCUACUGGUGAAUAGCCUUCUGUUGGAGCAUCAUCUGUAACCAUGUUAUAGUUAUUAUCCACUGUUACAGUUACUAUCCACUGAUACAGUUACUAUCCACUGAUACUGAGCUAUAAACAGAACUUACUGUUCUCCCUCCUCCCUGGGUUGGUCCAUUUGUUUCAUCUCAUUCAAUAUUUACUGAGCAUCUUCUAUGUGCUAGGUGUUGUGGAUGUUAGGGUGAGAGAAUGAAACAGAUGGACACGUCCUCUUUACAGUCCAUGUGAACUGUGUGAUUAAGAUCUGUGGUCUUCUAUUUAUUUUUUUAAGCUCUGCACCCAACAUGGGGCUUAAACUCAGGACCCCAAGAUCACGUGAAAGCCCCUUGCUCUACCUUCUGAGUCAGCCAGGCACUCUGAUUUGUGGCCUUUUCAAAACAUUUCUCUGUUCCUGCCUAAAAUAAGGUGUUAAACAGAAUGAUCUGUAAAUCCCCUAUAUCUCUUAAGUAUCUUGACACCGAUUUAGGAAUGCUUUGGAAGCCCGUUGCUAUCUCCUACUAACAGCAACUUUAGGAAUCCCAUGGAUUUUGUCAAGAUACUGAUGAUGUUCUUGAACCUUGAGAGCCUGAGUUGUUUCUGGAAGUGGUUAUAGAUGAUGCUCCACUGGUCUUCUCUCUCAGUGAGGCUUCCCGCCACCCCCCGCACAUGUUCGUGAAAUAGCUAGCUGUAAUGGGUCCUGCUGAGACAUACUUUCUCACCGCUCAAAGCUACGACCUCACUUGGCCACUUGUUCUUUCUUGCUGAACUUAAAGUACUUUGUUACAAAGUGGAAAUAUCUCCCCCAGGAAGAACUAAGGACCAGCCAGCCUUUCUAGGUCAUUAUUUCUCAAUUUUGUCUUUCUAUCUGAAGUAUAAGAUAGUAGAGAUUCAUCUUGGUAUUUUCAUAGAUAAACUUAAGACCAGCAAGACCUCACUUUCUGGAUCUGAACAAGUACACAAGAAUUACCUGGGAACCUUACAAAAUGCAGAUGCCUUUGUUCUAUUUCCAAAAACUGAUGGGGGAAAAAAAAAGUGACUCAGGAAUCUGAAAUCUUGAUAAGUCACCUAGGUUAUUCUGAUGCCUGUGGUCAGUUAAUUGCAACUUGAGACCGUGGUCUAGUUAAUGACUUAGUUGAAGGUUUUAGCCUCAAACUGGAAUCUGGGAUAACUGGCUCUAACUGCACUGGCACCAUUGCUAGUAACAUGGUGUGCGUGAUGAUAAUCACAGUACGGGAGAAUUCAUAAAACUUGAUUUCAAAGUAAUAAAUUGCUUAUAGUUGAAUUUGAGAUAAUAGUGAUAGGCUGGUGUGUAGGUAGGAAAGACUUCUUACCUUACAAACUGUCCUACAGAUAAUAUCUAGGCUGCUGAUAGGUGAAGCUAGUCCUUGAUAUGGGGCCUGGUAGUACAGAGGGAAUCUUCUGGAGUUGCUGACUUUGACGAGUGUGUCACUUCUGGCUACAAAGGGUACCUGGACUGGAGAGUAUGUGGCCCCAUUGGCCAAAGCCAGGGAGGUGUGUCUGGAAACUUAAAUCACUCCUGAAAGGCAAGGUACCUCAAAAAAGGAAAAAAAACAUUGUAGAAGUGAAUUUCUUUUACUUUCCUGUUGUCUGACAGUCACUUAAAGCAUUCGGUCUUAAGCUGACCCACGUGGAAGUUAGAGGCAGACGUGGAUGAAGAGAAAGCUGGAGGAAGUGAGGUAGGGAAAGCGUGAAAAUAAUCAUGUCUGUCUGCAUUAUAUCCUUAGUCUUUUCCCCCUCUUCAUGUGGUCUGAAGUGACCAGGACCAGCUAUCCACAAGUGGACGAGUCAAGAGCUUUACACUUGUCAGUAUACAUCGUAAGAGCUAUAAACAUCAUUUUAAGUGUGGGGUUUGAUUUUUAGCUAAGGAAAAAGUGCUACGUUUCUCUCCAUAUACAUCUCUUUGUUGAAAAGGACAGGUUCUUCCAGUGAGGAUGCAGAAGAGAAUACUAUCUUGCUUUUUUUCUGCAGAUACUCUAGUGUUAAUGGGCACAGUCUGAAUGCCCUAAUGGUGGUUGUCCCUGAGGAAAAGAAAAUCCGGAUUAUUUGUGGUGAAGUGUGAAGCACUUACUCGGCUCUUGUCUUGACACCUUUUCCCCUCCACCUUUAAGGCAAGGCAAGGUUAGCACUGGUCUUCUGUGGACUUUGGGCUGUCGGUCUUUUUACGACCUACCCUUCUCAGAAUUAAGGAUGGGCAGAGUAUUGUGCCUAUAGCUGGGACUAGUUCAGGCUUCUGUUGGCAUUUUGGGUAGAUUAGAUCAUCUGAAAUGUCAUUUCAGCAGAAACAAGCAAGAUGCUGGGUAAAUAUAUUUAUAAACAAUACUUAUGAACACAUUGACAAACA
Molecule: messenger RNA, 9155 nt
Organism: Mustela erminea (ermine)
Lineage: Eukaryota; Metazoa; Chordata; Mammalia; Carnivora; Mustelidae
Gene: CTNND1
Product: catenin delta 1
Exons: 20
Coding region: 711-3596 (961 amino acids)
Biological process (GO): cell-cell junction assembly; cell-cell adhesion
Cellular component (GO): adherens junction; plasma membrane; nucleus
Molecular function (GO): cadherin binding
Source: RefSeq, a predicted model, not a curated record